Molecule: messenger RNA, 5071 nt
Organism: Esox lucius (northern pike)
Lineage: Eukaryota; Metazoa; Chordata; Actinopteri; Esociformes; Esocidae
Gene: scrt2
Product: scratch family zinc finger 2
Exons: 2
Coding region: 554-1531 (325 amino acids)
Biological process (GO): regulation of DNA-templated transcription
Molecular function (GO): DNA-binding transcription factor activity, RNA polymerase II-specific; RNA polymerase II cis-regulatory region sequence-specific DNA binding
Source: RefSeq, a predicted model, not a curated record
UCUUCUGUCUGUGUGCGAACGAAUGCACAGACGGUUCAGUAGUAAUUUGAUGUGUGUCCCUGGGGACAUUUGAUGGAUUAAAGCUAAGCAGCUCCAUUUCGCAGCACCACCUGAUCUUCCACUGCCUCUGCCCCAUAUAAAAGGCUGGCUUGAUUGCUGAUCUCAGCUAGUCUGGCAGUCUCUUUCUCUCUCCUCCCUCUUUCACUCUCUCUCUUUCUGUCGCUCCGUGUCCAUCUCCUCUCUUUCUCUCCAGUCCCUUAAGCCUGCUGCAUCACAGGAGCUAUCCAGUGCUGAACCAGAGGAUUUGGGUUAUUUUUUUGAAAGCUGGGGGAGCCAUAGAGUAACACAGCAUUGCCAUCAGAUUUGUUCUCCGCCGGUUUCCAUUUUCUUUCCUUCUCUUAUGAUUUUUUGGAGGUUGUCUUUUCGUUUAGUACGAGGAUUACCACCCGUGUCAGCCGGCUUCAGCUCCGCUUCUUUGCUGCUUCCUUUGGGGAUCUUUUCUUUUCUCUACAUGCGUGAUUCUCGGCUCUGUGUAUUUUUCAUUCGUUGAAACAUGCCCCGUUCGUUUUUGGUGAAGAAAAUCAAGCUAGAUGAUUUCUCUUCGUCCAAUGCUUCCUCCAAUCACCAUCACCACCUGGAUGAGUCGUUCACUCCUUUCACACGCUCCAUCACUGACUCUGUGACCAGCUUGGGGGUUCGUCUCAGUGAGAAUGGCUACAUCCAGGAUUAUAUCACGCCAUCUGUAUACCAGGGGGAAAAGAAGGUGGAGCUCAAGCUGGCGUCGCCCGUCUCUGACCCCCUGUACAGCCAGGUGAGCAGCGGGGGUGAGGAGUACUGUGAGCCCGACCUGGAGCACCCCGACAGCCCCCAGUCUGGCAUGACGGCCAGUGGCUUCUACAGUGGCGAGGCUGAGGCCCUGACUGAGGGCUACACCAUGGAUGCCUUCUUCAUCUCCGACGGGCGAUCGCGGCGGAAGGGAGAUGGCGACGGUCGCAAGGGAGGCAGCUCCACCGCCUCCAACGCAGACGCCACGGAGGAGAGGGAGGCGGGGGUCGCCGGCAUGGCUCGGCACACUUGCAACGAAUGUGGCAAGACGUACGCCACCUCGUCCAACCUCAGCAGGCACAAACAGACGCACCGUAGUCUGGAUAGCAAGAUGGCGCGCAAGUGUCCCACCUGUGGGAAAGUGUACGUGUCUAUGCCGGCGCUGGCCAUGCACAUCCUCACCCACGACCUCAAGCACAAGUGUGACGUGUGCAGCAAGGCCUUCAGCCGGCCCUGGCUCCUGCAGGGCCACAUGCGCUCACACACCGGGGAGAAACCGUUCGCCUGCGCCCACUGCGGCAAAGCCUUUGCUGACCGCUCAAACCUCCGUGCCCACAUGCAAACACACUCUGCCUUCAAGCACUACCGAUGCAAGCGCUGCAAUAAGACUUUCGCCCUCAAGUCCUACCUGAACAAGCACUACGAGUCAGCUUGCUUCAAGGGUUCCGGGGACGAAGACGAUGAUGAGUCCUGCUCUGAGAACUGACUGCCGCAACCAGAAGGGCCAAAGCAGGAUCGGGAACCAUAUAUUGUAGGUUCUGCAACAAGUAACCCCCUUCACUCUGCCCCCCAUGCCUUUUUCGUCCCUUUGUAGAAAGCAAUAUUUUCACUGAGAUUACGUGAAGAAAACUGUUAUAAUUAUGGCAAAGACAAUUUCAAAAGAUGCUGGAUCCCCCCACCCCUCCGCACAGUAGCUAAUCGUCCACAGAUACAGUACAUACAAUCAGAACAUCCAUCCCCAAAAUAUAGACUCUAGUUUUUAGCUCACACACAAACACACACGCUCACACAAUUAUAUAUGAGGCCUGGCAUGUGACUUUUUAUCAAUGACUAUAAUGAUAUUGAUAUCAACUGUAAUAAUACUUAGUCCUGAUAUUUUAUAGCAAAUAGUACAGGGGACGGGAAAAGAAAGUACAUAAAAAAGGACUGUAACAGUGUUCUUUUGUUUUUUAGAGACAAAAAUGACCUCUUGUAUUUUUAUGCUGCUUUUUAUUUGCUAAGAAUUGAAUUCUUUUGCAACUGCCAACAUGAACUUUUUAUGAAAAUGUGAACUAUGACAGUAUUUGCAAAAAAAGGGAGAUCAUUUAGAAGUUAAAAACAUACCCUUUUGUCACAUAUAUGUUUUUAAAUCAAUGGGUGUUAUUUUUCUAUUGUCCGAAUGAAUUUGUUAUUUUGUGCCAAUUCUUUCUUGAUUUUUAACAAAAAAAAGCAUCUUUGUAACUGUGGGUAUUCAGAAAACCUCCAAGCAAACCUAAUGAAUCAACUUAAAGGCAAACUACAGUACAUAAGCUUAGAGUAAUAGGAUCAUGAACAAGGGGUCAGUUCCAUCAGAAAAGUUGGUUUGAGUUGUUACGGAGACCUGUUGAACAGGUUGUGUUGGCACAAGAUUCCGGCGGCAAUCAAAGCAAACAUUCUUCAUUAUUCUGGUAACUAGAAAAAGCGAGCCAAACCAAACGUACCGAUCGGUUUUUAUAAGUGCCAUGUGCAUUGUGCAGUGACCUGUCUAUAGCAAUGAAAUUCCUCCCUGUUCUUCCUCCGCCACAGUAGCUUGCAUGAACUCUGCCACUCUGAGGUGAGUCCCUCUGUCACAAGUGAGAAGCUAUGUUCAUUAUCUGAGGUGCUCCCCUCUUCUACUGAUAUUACCUCAAAAGGGAAAAGGUAGUGAUCUCACAACAUGCACUCUCAGUUACAAAGGAACGGUUUAUCUGUGUUUAUAUGUUGCUGUAAGCUCUUUCUGCCAUUAGAUGUAUAGCAUCCUACUACCUUAUAAAUUGUAUUUAUCUAUUUAUGUAACUAUUUAUUUUUUAAAUGUACCUAUGUAUUUAUUUCAUUCAGUUAUUUAUAGGUUUGUACAUUAAUUCAUCUAUUUAAUGUAUUUAUUUAUGCCAUAACAGUAUGUGUCUAUUCAUGUGUUACAAUAUGACUUUCCAUUGACCUUGUAAGAUGCUGCUGAUCUUCAAAGAAAAUGUUUAUAUGCAUGAAACUGUAGAGAGUCCAUGGGACUUAGUUUUUUAAAGAGGAACAAUGUCUAGUAUCAGCCGUAACUUCAAACAAAUGACAAAUGCAGAUAUAUUUGUUUCAUAGCAAUAAUAACUUCACUGGUACAGCAAUUGACAUGUAUAAUAAUAAUCAAAGCUGUCCUGUUUGCAGUCGAUUUAGGGCAAUAAAAUGAAACAGAUUAACAGGAAUCCUUUAGAAAUCCUCCAUCUUGUUGUUCCCCAAACCAGUCCACUCAGCUGCCUGCCUCCACGUACAGGCUAAAGAUUGACCCUUACAGGCCCCUGAACAUGACUUAUGAUAAAAAUGUCAUGCAAUAUCGUCCAAAGAUAGCCAAACGUACUACUAUGCUUCAUAAGAAAUGCCAUGAAAUCAAACGUUUUCCACACAUAACAUGAAAGUCUUCCUUUAUCAACCCACAUUUUUAAAUAGACCCACAUUCUUUUCUACCAGCUUUCCCUUCUACAUUUCACAAAGCUUUAUUCUAGAAUCCUGACAGGUUGAGUUAUUUAGAAGCAAGGCCGAGAAGCUGCAGUCAUCAUGCCAGUAGAGAAAAUGACAAUGGGAAAGCUUCUUUCCCUGGUGGAUUAGCCAGGCGAUAAUAAUAGGCAAUGCAGUAAUUAUAAAACAGUGUUGACACAAAUUGCUCUACAGAUUACCCUGCUGGAGCUUUGCUGCACUCCACUAAAGCCCUGGAAAUGGACAAAAAAAGUUUGUAAUCGAGCGAUUGGCAAGUGUAUCUGUGAGACAAUAGUUUUACCCCUGAAAGCACAGACCCUCCAGGGCUUUGGAUACGCUUCUGUAGCCUGGAUUAGCAGGGGAAUAUGCACUGAAAACACCCCGUGAAGCUGAGCAGACCUUUUAUUGUUGCCCAAAAUCUGCCACAGUAAUAAACAGUACUGAGUGUCAACGCGUCCCAGAACAUGUUCACUUUGUUGGGGAAAUCUAAAAAGAACAGUGUUCGUAGGGUAAGACAACAACACAGUUAGAACUAUGAAACAGAUUUAACAAUAAAAAAUGUUUUACAAUAAAACCGAUGUCCAUCCAGCAAUUUACAAAAUAUGGUGAUAGACACAUUCCUUUGUUCAUGUCUGAUAGCCACCUAAAUCCCUGCUCGACACAGACUGCUGUUACUGUAAUAAGAUAAUAAUACACUCUCUCACUCCCACCUCCAUCAAAACCUCUCUCCUCUCUAACCGGCAAUGAUGAGACGGUGGUUUGGUGGCGUGUGAGACUGGAGUGCUAGACCAGGAUUGGUAGAGGGCUGUGGCGUGUGGGAGGAUAACAGGUGUUUGCAGACAGACUGCAGAUAGGGAGAGUAAUUGAGUUGGUGAGCGACCUCCAAGGGGAAGGUCAAGCACCAGCAGGCAAAUGCACUGUCAGCUAUUUGCAUAUUCUAAAUGGAUGACACAAUCCCAGUAGUGGUGAGCUCUCCUUUAUUAAACCUGCCGGGAAUAUCGUACUAGUCUUCCUUUUAUCACUAUAUCCUCCUCUGUAUUACACCACUACCCCUCGAUAUGAACUGCUGGCUGCCAUCCUACAAAUGUAGGAUCUCGGAACAUGAUAGGGUUGGGGACAGCACUGCAGGUGUCGUGGUCUGGCUUCAGUUUGUUUACAGGUACUUCAUUUGUAGAAUAUUUCUUUAUUUCAUUUUUUUGUACUUAUUCUCCUUCGAGGUGUUAGUGUUUUCCAUGAGCAAUAUCACAACCAAACUGCGCUGUAUAUCCUAUAUGGUUGAAAAACACAUUUAUAGUGUCCCAAAAUUGAAUAAAAAAAAUAAAAUACUGAGCAAAUUGGUUUUGAAGCGGUUGUUUGUUUUCAAGAAUGGAAAACAUUGUUCCUCUUUGACGAUUUUGUAAAUAUAUUUAUAUAUCACAGCAAUAAUAUGAAAAUGCAUGUGGACAACAUGUUUCCUCUGUUAGUUCAUGUUGUCUUUUGAGAAGAAGACAAAUACAGGUACCAACAGCAGUGUGGGUGGGAAUGUGAAUCAGGGAGUCUUAAUUAAAAUCUAUCUGUCGUAAGUCACCAA